AGAGAAGGGGGCGGAGAGACAGAGACAGAGGGAGACGUCUGGCUACGUCUGGGCAUCCCAAGAUCAGAGCCCUGUCAGAGACAUGCGGUCCCGAGGUUGACAUCUAAUUCAAGGGCUCACCGGCCAAACAACGGCCGCAGGGGGGGAAAUGAAGGCAUUCCAAUCACGCCUGGAAGCUGCCUGUCGGUGAGGUGUGAUCGCUGUACGCUCCACUGGGCGGUGAAGUUUCACCCAGAAGCUGCAAUUUCAGCAAUGUUUUGCUCUUCUUCAAAGGAACCCCGGUGAAAGCACUGAGCUUGGUUUGGAGAUGUCUACAGCCACAGGGCAAGUUCUUGUUCAGGUUGAAUAUAACUAUCAAUAUACGGCACGGGAUGGGAGACUCAUCUCUAUUAACCAAAACGAGAUAUACAUUCUCCUUUCAAGAACCAAUGACCACUGGUGGCACGUUAAGAAGGACAACCAAUCUAAACCAUUCUACUUGCCAGCACACUAUGUGAGGGAAUUGGCUUCGGAAAGGGCUGUUUCCCCUGUCAUUCCUUCCCUGGUGACACCCGACGAUAAUCAAAACCAAAAUAUUGGAGAGGUGAGCAGGACUCAAAGUAUCUUUAAAAACCAUUGGGAUGUUGGGAAAGAUCAGCUACAUUACCAAGAGAAACAAGGGCACAGAGAUGACAAUUCACACCCAAUUGUGGAGAAAGAAAACCAGCCUAACAUAAGUCCAACUAAAUCCAAGGAUUCUUCAUUGUGUCUACGAAUCAAUGACAACUCUCCUACACACCUUCGCUUAAAUCCUUCACAGUGCUCUGAUGAGUCACCAGAUUUGACAUUAUGUUACAGUGAAGUGAACAGAGCCUUUGCAAAGAAUAAAGAAUCCAUUAAUAAAAGGUUGACCUCUACCGGUGCACCAAAGCAAAGUUCCACAGUCAGGAUCCGCUCCAAACAUCAAGAGAAUUAUGCACAUAGACUUAGCCUAGGAAUGCUCCACCCUGCACAGCUAGCAGUUCAUCCAGGAGAUCUCGGUCUUAACCUUGGACUCAAUAAGGCAAAAGAUACUGGGUCUUCAGAAAAAGUCAAUUCCGUUCGAUGUUCCAGCUUUAGCCACGGAGUCAAUUCUAAACGGCAUUCGAAUGUAGAAAUCGCUGAUGAGAUAUUGGGACAUACAAAGGUGGUGGAAACAAAGAACUCGUCCCUUCCUCGAGCACGACCUUCAGAUAAUGAAAAUGUUUAUGAAUCAAUACCAGACCUACUAAAGCCAAAGACUAAAUCACGAAAGGAAAAGUGUCAUGAUAUAUCAAAGAUUUUCAAUGAGAAGCCCGAGUCAGUGUAUCAGAACGUUGGCCAGCUGAAGCAAGAGUUUUCAGAGGAACCAUCAGUUCCCAGCACUGGCUUAACCACUCAGCAGGAGGAAUGGGAAACCCACAUUGACCAGAGGAGUGGGCUACACUUCUACUAUAACGCAGUGACGAGUGAGACAACCUGGGACUGUCCGUUCACCAGCCCUGACGACAGCGAGCAGCCAACACCUUCUUCCCGCAGUUCCAGUACAAGUGUUCCCUUGGACGGAUGGGAAUCGCUCUUCGAUGACGUUAGUGGCCAGCCCUAUUACUACAAUCCAGCAACUGGGGAGACGACGUGGGAACCACCGGGAGAACCAGAGGCAGAGGUGAUGGAGCGUGGGGGUGCACUCCGAGACCAGAGGCCUCCCACUCCAAAAGAAGAUUAUCCAGAGAUAAUUGUGGGGAGCCCUCCUGGAUAUCUGGGUCAUCGACGGCAACCUUCCAACUGGUCACAGGAGGAUUACAGCGAGCCACAGUCACCAAUGGAUAUGUCUGUAUACCAGUCCAUUGAUCCAAAGGCUCCACGAGGCUGGUUUAUAGAGUUGGACCAAGAAGGGCAGAUGCUUUACACAAAUGAAGUUACCCACACAAAAUGGAUCAGGCACACAGAUGCCAGUGGGAAGUUUUAUUAUUAUAACCCAGAUGAAGAUAAAUCAGUGUGGGAACUUCCACAGUAUGAAACUCCGUCAAAUCAACAAAGUGCCGGAAAUGGAAUGGACCAAGAGGGAAAUUUGGUUUUCACACACUGGCGCCAUGGCCAGUCACUGAAAAUGAUUCGCUCUGACACUGAGGAGAAGGCGUUAUUUCCUACCCAUAGGCGAAAUGCGUCUGACUUUAGUGCUGAGCUUGCACUUGGGCAGCGCGUUGAGAUCCUGCUCCCACACUCCCAAACGCUGGACAAAGCUGGAAUUUUAAACAAAGCCAAGGUGGCAGAUAACGGCAAGCGCAUCAGGAAGAACUGGGCGUCAUCCUGGACUGUUCUGCAGGGGGGAAUACUGACAUUUUACAAAGAUCCAAAGAAUCAGUCUGCAGGGAGCCUGAAACAAGCUAUUGGCCAGAUUAUACCUGAAUAUACGGUUGAACUGAAAGGAGCAACAGUCGGAUGGGCGACAAAGGACAAGUCGAGUAAAAAGAACGUGUUAGAGUUGAAAACAAGAGGAGGUUCAGAGUACCUCAUACAAUAUGACAUAGACUCUGUCAUUGGAGACUGGUAUAAGAUGAUCAAUGAGUGUAUCGUCCAAACGAUGGACCCAGUGAACACAGAAGACGUUGACUCUGCUUAUGACAUAGCCGUUCCAGAGAGGCUCAACAACAAAGAGAAGGAGGAGAAACGAAAUCGCUCAGCUGUCUACAAGAACCCUGUGGUCAACACCGAAACUGCGGACACCAAGAAAAUAAAAACCAAACUAAAGAAGUUCCUACAGCGGAGACCUACGCUGCAGACUGUGAGGGACAAAGGUUAUAUCCAAGACCAGGUAUUUGGCUGUGAGUUGGCGGACCUGUGCCGAAGAGAGGGCACCACGUUGCCACACUUUGUGCAGAAAUGCAUCCAGGAUGUUGAGAGACGAGGUUUGGACAUUGAUGGUUUGUACCGAGUCAGUGGGAAUCUGGCUGUCAUUCAGAAACUGCGGUUCAACAUCAAUCACGAUGAGAACGUGAACCUUGAGGAGGGCCCAUGGGAUGAUGUUCACGUUAUCACGGGGGCUUUGAAACUCUUCUUCAGGGAGCUGCCGGAGCCACUCUUUCCAUUCAACUACUUCAACAAUUUCAUUGCCGCAAUCAAACUGGAUCCUGCUCAGCGUUUGGGCUACAUGAAGGAAUUAAUCAAUUCACUCCCUGCACCGAACCACGACACCAUGCAAGUCCUCUUCAGACACCUGCGCAAUGUGAUAGACGAUCGUAAUCAGAAUCGGAUGACCUCACAGAGCAUGGCCAUCGUGUUUGGCCCCACCCUUCUGAAACCUGAAGUAGAAACGGGAAACAUGGCAAUCCACAUGGUCUACCAAAACCAGAUUGUUGAGUUUAUCCUUAAUCAGUACCAGAAUCUCUUCAAUGAAAACCAGGAGUUGGCGGAUAUCAGAUGAGCAACGGUGUGAGUGGAGCAGCGCGGCCCAGUGUGUGUGUGUGUGUGUGUGUGUACAUAGUGAAAUGAGACAGAGAUGUCUGCAAGCACUAGAUCCAGCAAACUCGGCCAUGACAAAGACUAUACUUCAAGACACGAUCUAUUUCAACUUCAAGACAAGCCCAGUCAAGAAAUUAUUCAAAGUAGAUUAAAAUGGAUGAACAUUUCGGACACAGACCCAUGUAAAUCAGCCUUCACCUGCAGGUGAAGAGAUGCCAUGCCGCCUACAACAUCCUCCUGGGAGCCACAUCUGGAUGUUUCGGUCUGCAGCUGUUUCUCUCUGUGUAAUUGUGGUUUCUGGGACUUGACUUAAUAGGAAGUGCUUGCAAUGAAUCUGCACACAGCACUUUAACACAUGCUUCUCUCUCUCUGUUGCUCAAGACAUCUUUAUAUAAGACCUGACACCAUUGUUAAGGAAACUUAUGGUGUUCAUGAAGCUUUCAUUCUGCUGGGUGAGAUUGUACUAAAGUCAAGAUGCAUGUUUUUUUUUUUAAAUGCAAUUGAAAUGGGACAAAGUUAACACUGGAGAUUAAGUCUGGCAUGAGUUGCUGAAACCCACAAUGUGAAGUGAUUCUGAUGACUCUGAUAGCAAAGCAAGUGAGGGAUUAUGUGAGUGGUUGUUUGUUCAGGAUGUCCAAGUCCUCCGUUAGCCUAAAUACUCAGUAUCUUCUGACCCUUUAGACCAAA
Molecule: messenger RNA, 4146 nt
Organism: Amblyraja radiata (thorny skate)
Lineage: Eukaryota; Metazoa; Chordata; Chondrichthyes; Rajiformes; Rajidae
Product: rho GTPase-activating protein 12
Exons: 18
Coding region: 308-3421 (1037 amino acids)
Biological process (GO): regulation of GTPase activity; signal transduction
Cellular component (GO): cytoplasm
Molecular function (GO): protein binding
Source: RefSeq, a predicted model, not a curated record